GAGGUUGUGUAUGUUUAGACAAUUUUUUGCCUAAUAAUAAUCCCACAGCCACAGGAAGCUUGUCACGAGGAUGCCAUAGGAGAAAACCCCUGAAUUGCCACAAUAAUGGAUCUUCAUCAGAUGGAUUCCUCAAAUAUUCUGAUAUCAAAUUGCCAGAUACAAAGCAGUCUUGGUAUAAUGAAUCUAUGAGCCUUCAAGAGUGUGAACAAGUUUGCUUCAGGAAUUGCUCUUGUAUGGCUUAUUCCACUCUCAAUAUAAGCAAUGGAGGUAGUGGGUGUUUGAUUUGGUAUGGAGAUUUGGUUGAUAUGAGACCAGUACAGAAUGGGCAAGAUAUGUUCAUCAGAUUGGCUGCUUCUGAAAUGCCAGGGUUAAAAGCAGAACCACAUCAUUCAACCUCAUUCAGGAGGAAAAUAAAAAUCCUUGCGCUUUGUUUGUCGCUGCUGGUUGUAAUAGUUCUUGCUGGGGUGUAUCUUUUCUUGUAUUUCUGCAAAAGAAAAAGGAAAGAACAAAAGUUGGAGCUGGAGCAAGAAUUAGAGCUACCAAUAUUCGGUUGGUCAACAAUAUCAAGAGCUACAAAUAACUUCUCAAAGAUGAACAAAUUAGGUCAAGGUGGAUUUGGAGCUGUGUACAAGGGUGCAUUGGAUGGGGGAGAAGAAAUAGCUGUGAAGAGGCUAUCAAAGAAUUCUAAACAAGGACUUCAGGAAUUCAAGAAUGAACUCAUUUGUAUUGUCAAAUUACAGCAUCGAAAUCUUGUCAAGCUUUUGGGGUGCUGCAUUAGCGGGGAAGAAAAGAUGUUGAUCUAUGAAUACAUGUAUAACAAAAGUUUGGACUUCUUCAUAUUUGACUUUGGCUUGGCUAGGAGUAUAGUAGGAAAUGCAAUGGGAGAUAACACAAAACGAGUUGCUGGAACAGAUGGGUAUAUGUCCCCAGAAUAUGCCGGGCAUGGAAUCUUUUCAGUUAAAUCGGAUGUGUUUAGCUUUGGCAUUUCAGUACUUGAGAUAGUCAGUGGUAGGAGAAAUAAUGAGUGUAAUAACAGUAGCUCAGGUCCAUGGAAUGCAUGGGUAUGGGAAGAUGAGAUCAAGCAAUGGGUGAGUUAUCGUAGCCAACCUGCAGAUAUUUGUGGAACAUAUGGUUUAUGUGGUGGAAAUGGUGUCUGCGACAUACAGCAAUUUCAUGGUUGUAUGGAUUCCUCAAAUAUUCAAAUAUCAAAUUGCCAGAUACAAACCAGUCUUGGUAUAAUGAAUCUAUGA
Molecule: messenger RNA, 1250 nt
Organism: Ipomoea nil (Japanese morning glory)
Lineage: Eukaryota; Viridiplantae; Streptophyta; Magnoliopsida; Solanales; Convolvulaceae
Product: G-type lectin S-receptor-like serine/threonine-protein kinase SD1-1
Exons: 7
Coding region: 186-1250 (354 amino acids)
Biological process (GO): recognition of pollen; protein phosphorylation
Molecular function (GO): ATP binding; protein kinase activity
Source: RefSeq, a predicted model, not a curated record